UUCGCAGCAACACUCCGCUUUCAAGCCUUUCAAGAUUUGUGCAGUGGAGUGGCCAUGAGCGAGUGCAUGACGUUGGCCUAUGUUGUGAAGGCCGAGACCAAAUUUGGACAGACAAUCAAAGUUGUCGGGUCCAAGGAGGAGCUUGGCAACUGGAACGUCCAGCGGGCUCCGUCGCUGUCGACCGACGCGACGGAGUACCCGAAGUGGUCCGGAACGUUGCCAUGCACAGUUGGAGAGCUGGAAUUCAAGUUCGUCAAAGUUGCAGAGAACGGUGAUGCUGAGUGGGAGGAUGGAAAGAACAGGUCCAUCAAGAUCUCUGAAGAUGGAGACAUCGUCAUUCCGAAUGGAUCGGCAACGCCAAACACCAUGACGUUUGGACACACGGAGGAAACAAAUGCUCCGAGGCUGGCAUCCGGCGGCAGCCGGAAGACGUCCUUCUCGGACGAGGUGGAGGAAGUGGCGGUGCCCGUGCCAAUCACUCCAAAAACCAAAGUACCAACUUCCCUGCUUGAUGAAUCAGAUGAGCUGCACUUUAAUGUCGUAUGCUCCAUCACAGGGAUUGGAGAUGCGGUGUCGGUGGUGGGCUCGUGUCCGGAGCUGGGAAACUGGGAUGUGCGGCGAGGCAUCAAGCUCUGCACCUCGGCGGACUUGUUCCCACAAUGGGCCGGAGUAUUGCACCUGAAGUCAUGCUCAUUUUGUGACAUCGAAUUCAAGAUCGUUGUUUGCAGGAUCUCCUGUGAUGAGUGGGAGGGCACCCAAAAUCGUCGUCUAAGCAUGCCAGGUGACGAUCUAGAAGGCCCUUGGGAGGCAUUCUUGAGCUUCAACGUGAACGGCUGCAGAAUCGCAAAGUUCAGGACUACUCCGGUGAACUUACAGCAGACGAGUAUGGAAAGCCCCGACGACGUCAAGUUUGCCCUCAAGACAAACAUGAUCGACAUUGUCGAACCAGAAACGGGGCGACGAGAGCGACGAGCGAGGCGCAGCACCUCGCUCAGCCUCCUCGCGCCUCGCGAGCAACCACCCCUCGUUGCUGAGACAUGGGUGCGGUGCCGCAAUGAUCGGGAGGAGGCAGUAGCUGGGCCACCCCUGAAAGAGCACCUUUUGAUGCUCAAAUUGAAGGGCAUCCCACAGUCAGAGGCUCGGAAGCUCUUCGUGGAACUUGUCUUCGAGGCCAAGUCGCAGAGACCCAUUGUUCCGCUCGACAUGUCCUCGUUCGACAACGACGAGCUGCAGGCCGCAUGGUCUGUGGCAAUCCCAGCGGUGGAGCUACCAGUGGGGACGAAUUAUUUCCACUUUCGGGUCAAUGGCGUCUUUACUCUCUCACUGGAGCACAACCGGGUUGGAAAAUGGAACGCCGUCUACAACAGCGACUCGAUUCGUCGAUACUUGCUUGCCAGAGAUGGCCGUGGCCAGCUUCUUGACAAGAAAGAAGGCCAGAUGGUCGAGAAGACCCGUUCGAAGCAGAUCGGAGAUAUGGCAUUUGACUUAAUCGUCGGUGACGCCUCCUCAGCUAACCAGAGUGGCCUGCAGGCAGACCGCGAAGGCCAGAUUGCUCGUCCCUACAGUGUUUGUGGUCAUUUGGGGCUCGCAGAUGCCGGUGAAGACAAUGAGACUAAGGCGGUUGCCAAGCGCCCGAACCAAUUUGCAGACGAGGUGUUUGAAGGCCUUUUCGAUGAAGAGCUUGUUCUUCGUUUGGAUGGUGUGUUGCUGCCUGAAGUUCCACAGCAGCCACCUCUUGGACUUGACUACGACGAGCAUACAGGAACGGCACUCCGCCUGUGGGCUGGUGCAAGCAUGCUGAAGAAGGCACAUGGUGCGUGUGAAGACGCGUUCUUUAUGGAUGCCCAUGCGCUUGGUGUGGCUGAUGGAGUCGGCUGCAUGGUGCAAUUCGCAAGCUAUGGAAUCAAUGCUGCCCAGUAUGCAGCCGAACUAAUGGAGUGCGCUUCCAAAGCUCUCAAGGACGACGGGCUUGCCUCAGAAAACAAGAUCGCCAAUGAUGUGGCCCUCCGCGCAUUGACAGCCGUGCUUCAUGCGGAAUCGCAUGCGGCGGCCUACGGAGCCUCGACAGUGGCCGUGCUGUGCCAACAAGGUGCUUUCGUCGGUGUGGCAAACCUUGGCGACUCGGGAUUCAUGGUGCUCCGCAAGGGCACGCAUGGCUACUAUGUUGUGCUCAAGUCCGAGGAGCAACAACACAGCUGGAAUUGCCCCUACCAGCUAACCCGCCUCCCAAAGACCUUGCUGACACGGUUCCCAAAGCUGCAGCUGGACAAAGCCAAGGACUGUGAGACAUACACAGUCCCGAUCAAGGAGGGCGAUUUGGUCGUGAUGUUCUCUGACGGACUUCGCGACAACUUGCACGACCGCGAGGUCAUCAGCAUCGUGAACCGAUGCUUGGCACCCCCUUUCGCAGACAUGGUCGGACUGCUUGACCGUUGCACGCCACCCGAGACAGUCGCGAAGGCCCUCGCACUGGCUGCACAGGAGAGAAGUCUUGAUCCAACCGCUCGCGUGCCAUUCGUCGAUUACUCGAAGCGCCACGGUUUUGAUUGCAUUGGCGGGAAGCAGGACGACAUCACAGUCGUGGCAGCCUGGGUGGUGCUGGAUGAGUCCAAGCCGGAUCCCGAUGCGUUGGAUAUCGAUGAGUUGCUGGAUGACAUGCUCAUCGCUGAAGAAGAAGCCGAGGAGCGAGCCUUGCAGGGCAUCGCCGAGAGCAGCAACUUCACCGUCGAGACGACCACUGAGCAGGGGACGGAGGUGGAGGAGAAGCCUCAAGAGAGCCCACUCCAGGACUCGCUGGAGGUCACCGAGGAGACGUUGCCGCCCUUGACGACAACCCCUGAGCUGUGAGCUGUGACGGGAGCGGAAAAAGUGUGUUUUUCCAAAGCCGUGAAUGCAAACAUGAUAGAAGAUACAGCACGGAGUGUUGUCCAGGUCAUGAAGAGAACAGAGCCACUGACCUAGGUCGUGAUGACCGUGUUUCACAAGUUGCUACUGCUAAAGGCAACAGAGCACAGUCGUGACAUGUCCUGUUGGUC
Molecule: messenger RNA, 3035 nt
Organism: Durusdinium trenchii
Lineage: Eukaryota; Dinophyceae; Suessiales; Symbiodiniaceae
Source: the annotation of a GenBank genome assembly